AUGCCUAAAGAUAAAGAACGCUCAGUCAACCCCGCGCAAGCUCAACGCAAACUAGAAAAACAAAAAGCGCUCAAAAAGGGCAAAGCCGAAGCCGCUGCCCGUCGCAACGAGAAGCUUGCGCGUCGUAACCCGGAGCGGAUACAGCGGCAGAUCAAUGAUCUGAAGGGCGUAGAAGAGUCGGGCCAACCGCUGCGGCCGCGGGACAAGCAAGUGCUAGAGGAGUUGGAGCGGGAUUUGAAGGCGGUGCUGAAAGCGAGGGAGGCGUUGGGUGACAAGGCGCCGCAGUUUGCGAGAGCGCAUCAUCAUCAGCAAUAUGAGAAUAAUACGAAUAGACAGAAUACCUUGGGAAAGAGGCGGAGGGAAGAUGGUGGCCAUCACCAACAAUGGCGACACGACCAGGAAAGUGAAGGCAGCGACACAGACGAAAGUGUUCGUAAUAUUCCCAUGCCGAGCGAUACACCACCUCCAAUCCCCCACGAGUUCCGAAGGCGGGGUUUCCAUCCUACUUCUGAAAAGGACCAGGGGCCCCGUCAGCCACAUGCAUUACCUGCGAAACCGGAUGCAACAGCUGCAACGCCGGCUGCACAAACAGUCUAUGAAUCUGCACCUGUCAUUCGGGAUCUCAAAAAGGAAGCUGUAAGCAAAUUUGUCCCGGCUGCAGUGCGCAAACAGCAAGAUGCCAUCAGGGGUCAGGGGAAGUUGGUUGAACCGGAAGAAAUGGAUAGGUUAGAAAAGGCUGGUUAUGUACCGACAGGCAAGAAGGAAGAUGCUCAUCAAACCGGAGACGAGGAAGAAGAUCCGGAAGAGAUUUUGAGGAGGAUUGAGGAAGAGACAAGAGCUCAAUCGUCGAAUCGGAGACACAAUGUAGAUAUCGAGGAGAUUACUGAUGAGGAUGAUAUGUGA
Molecule: messenger RNA, 903 nt
Organism: Talaromyces amestolkiae
Lineage: Eukaryota; Fungi; Ascomycota; Eurotiomycetes; Eurotiales; Trichocomaceae
Exons: 1
Coding region: 1-903 (300 amino acids)
Biological process (GO): RNA processing
Source: RefSeq, a predicted model, not a curated record